This is a messenger RNA of Macrosiphum euphorbiae (potato aphid), 2127 nucleotides long. Lineage: Eukaryota; Metazoa; Arthropoda; Insecta; Hemiptera; Aphididae. The record is from the annotation of a GenBank genome assembly.
AUGAAGCGUUUUUUGACACCGAUGUUUGAUGUUUCGAAAAACUCUUUACCCACAAAAAAAAAUAAAAAAUCAACUAUAAUCUAUGAACCUAUUGAAGAGACUAUUGAUGAACCUAGUGCUAUAAAGUCUGGUUUGAUUGAUGUUGAAGAAAAUAAUGUGUCAGCUGCAUCAUCCGUUACUGUAAAAUUAUCAAAGCAUUACUUGUUUGAUGGUAAUUAUUAUAAAAUUACUUCAUGUGUUGACGAUAAAUUAAUAGCUGAAUGCCAAUUGUGUAAAAAACCAAUAAACGGUCAAAUAAAUUCUACUGGCAAUUUUCUAAGUCAUAUUAAGAAGAAGCAUUCAUCAAUAUUAUCCAAAUUGAAAAUAAGAAAAGAUGAAAAAAAGAAAAUUAAUAAUGCUAGUUCAAACUUUAAAGUUAUACAGCCAUCAUAUUCUGGAAGCCAACAACAAAAAAUACCGCAGUACAUACAACAAAGGCAAAUAUCAAAACAAACAAUCAACAACUUGGUCUUUGAUUAUGUAGUCCAAGAAAUGAGACCAUUGGUAACUUGCCAAAAACCAGCAUUUAGAAGAUUAAUAAUGGGCCUUACUGGAAUAACAGAUACAGCUUUACUCCCUGAUACAAAAGAUUUGAGUAAAUUGUUAAAAUUAAGUUAUACUUCUUAUGUUACUAUGUUAACUGAUUUAAUAUCAAAAGUAUCAUUUAUUUGUACAACAGCAGACAUAUGGUCUAGUAACAAUAAAAGUUAUUUGGGUAUGACUUGCCACUUUCUCGACGAAAAUACUUAUAGCAGGUACUCGUAUGUUCUUGGUUGUAGGCGCAUAAAGGGCAGUCAUACUUACAUGAAUAUAGCACAGGUUAUGAAUGAAAUCACCAAAUCUUUUAAAAUUAACAAUUCCAAAAUAUCGCAUACUGUGACCGAUAAUGCUUCAAAUUUCGGAAAAGCGUUCAGAACAUUUUCCAUUCAUUCAGAAACCCCAAAUAAAAGUCAGUUUAGUGCUCAAAGUUCUAAUAACGAUUGGUUCAAAAGUAGUGAUGAUGAAUCUAAUGUUGAAAUAAGUGACUCUGGCAGUGAGGUUGAUAAUGCAGAUGUUGAAAUCGUAGAAAUAUCAACAUUAUUUUCAAAUUCUGAAAAUAUUGAAUGUAAUGACGACGAUGAUGAUUUUUGUUUACCUGAACAUCUAACCUGCACUGCUCACACUCUUAGUUUAAUUGCUACUAGUGAUGUAGCUAAAAUUUCUGACUCAACUUAUCAGAAAAUUUCAAAAUCUGUGUUUGUUAAAUUAAAUGCAUUUUGGAACAUUCUUAGCAGAAGUUCGGUCGCUUCUGACAAAAUAUAUGAGAUCUGUAAUUUAAAGUUCCCUGUACCUAUUAUUACACGCUGGAAUUCAAUGUAUUUUGCAGUAAAAAAAGUGGUCGCCAAUAAAGAAAAGUUGUUAGUUGCAUUUGAAGAGUUAAAAUUAAAUAAAUUAAAACAAUCUGAGUGGGCAUUUCUAGAUGAAUAUUGUCUGAUCAUGGAGCCUUUGGCAACAUCUCUUGACCUAAUGCAAGGGGAAAAAAGUUGUUUUUUAGGUUAUGUCGCCCCUACUAUUAUUGCUCUGAGACUUAAAUUAAUUCAAUCGACUCAUUUAAUCUAUUCCAUAAGUCUUCCAAAAUUUAAACUAUCUUGGGUGCCAGUCAGAUAUUUAACUGUGUGCAAACAAUUAUUUAUAACUGAAUGUAAUUUAGAAUACUCAAUUGAAAAUAGAACUGAUGAAAAUGGCUCUGAUGAUAAUGAAAACAGUGACCACGAAUUUUAUCAAAUUCUUAGUGGAGAUACGGAUGGUUCACAUGAUCAAAAUCAUAUUUCUUUUCAAAACUCAGUUAAUACUCCUAAAAAUACAAAUCUUGCUAGUGUUCAAGCACUUUCGUUUUUGGAUACAAAAAAAAAAGAACUAGACAUUUUAAAUAAUUUGCCAAUUGUUAAAAAAGUUUUUUUAAAAUAUAAUACAACCUUACCAUCAUCUGCCCCUGUUGAGAGGUUGUUUAGCAGUGGUUCACAGAUUUUAGUUCCCAGGAGAAACCGGCUUAGCGACAACACAUUUGAAAUGUUGUUAUGCUGCAGGUGUUUUAAUAAUAAUAAAUAA